Molecule: messenger RNA, 1830 nt
Organism: Tupaia belangeri chinensis (Chinese tree shrew)
Lineage: Eukaryota; Metazoa; Chordata; Mammalia; Scandentia; Tupaiidae
Product: intersectin-2-like
Exons: 6
Coding region: 253-1104 (283 amino acids)
Biological process (GO): positive regulation of Rho protein signal transduction
Source: RefSeq, a predicted model, not a curated record
GUAAAGGUGAACGACUCAGCACAUUCUACACAGAAUCCACAGGCCCAAGGCCCGGGCCUCGCAGUGGGGCUGGGAUGGUUUGUGCCGAGACUUACGAAGGGACAUUUUCUUUCUCUUAAGCAACUUAUUUUCAACUCCCUCACCAACUGCCUGGGGCCCCGGAAGCUUUUGCAUAGUGGGAAAUUAUACAAGACCAAGAGCAGUAAGGAGCUACACGGAUUCCUCUUCAAUGACUUCCUGCUUCUCACCUACAUGGUCAAGCAGUUUGCCGUUUCCUCCGGCUCUGAGAAACUUUUCAGCUCUAAGUCCAACGCCCAAUUCAAAAUGUACAAGACGCCCAUUUUCCUGAACGAGGUCUUGGUGAAGCUGCCCACAGACCCUUCCAGCGAUGAGCCCGUCUUCCACAUUUCCCACAUCGACCGGGUCUACACGCUCCGCACAGACAACAUUAACGAGAGGACUGCCUGGGUCCAGAAGAUCAAGGGGGCGUCUGAGCAAUACAUCGACACAGAAAAGAAGAAACGGGAGAAGGCUUAUCAGGCCCGCUCUCAGAAGAUGUCAGGCAUCGGGCGUCUGAUGGUGCAUGUCAUCGAAGCUACAGAAUUAAAAGCCUGUAAACCAAACGGAAAGAGCAACCCGUACUGCGAAAUCAGCGUGGGCUCCCAGAGCUACACCACCAGAACCAUCCAGGACACACUCAACCCCAAGUGGAAUUUUAACUGCCAGUUCUUUAUUAAGGAUCUUUACCAAGAUGUGCUGUGUCUCACCAUGUUUGACAGAGACCAGUUUUCACCAGAUGCAUCCAGCAUCCAUAAACCAAAAGAAGUUCCUUCUUUUGGAUUUGAAAGUUUUACGAAUCCUGUUUCAGACACUCCUCCUGAGGCAUUUUGUAAAUAUUUUUAUAAUGAAAAAAGACUUGGACUCUCACAUGAUGUCUAUUCAUCAGAUUUCCUGGGUCGUACAGAAGUUCCAGUGGCAAAAAUUCGAACAGAACAGGAAAGCAAAGGCCCUACAACCCGCCGACUGCUGCUGCAUGAGGUCCCCACUGGGGAGGUCUGGGUCCGCUUUGACCUGCAGCUUUUUGAGCAGAAAACUCUCAUCUAGGAGAUUCAGGAGGAUGGCACCAGGGGAUCUUCCCACUGACUGGGGCUGGGGAACCAAAGACUGUGCCCUUCAGGGCUGGGGGAGCAUCUUGCAGCUUCAUCCAUCACAAAGCCAUGCACGCUGGGGCCUCUGUUUCAUUGUGCACUAAAUCGCUAGCGAUCUAUGCAAACAGGAUCUUUCCUAUAAAUAAACCAAACCCCAUAGCACAGUGCCUUGCAUUAGUGUUAAGCUCAGCUGGGUUUCGAUGCCGAGGUUUCCGUUUUCAGGGCUAUACAAAGUAUUACACGGAAAUGAGGCAUCAGAUCCAGAGACAUCCCGCAUGGUUGGACGUGUCCAUUGUGGAGUGGUUUGGUGACGUUGUAACCAGUCCACGCCACGUGACCUGUGUGGGUCACAGCCACUCAGGAGGUGAAAGGUGGGAUGAGGCGCUGCAGCCUCAGCUUGAGCAGUGACGCUGAGAUGGCGUCUACUGGUGCACUGAAUAGAACCAGCAACGACCACUCUAUUCCUGACUAGACUUUACCAUUCUCUGCUAAGACAAUAUAGUUUGAAAUAUGAGGGAGAAAGCUUGAUUUACUUUAAAUACUGUGAACGCUAAUAAUGUGGAAAAUAUUUUUCAACUUUAAUUUUCUGAAGUAUAAGUUAUUUAUGUAAAUGUCUUGUUUUUGCAUAUUUCAUAGGACAUGCAUCUUUAAGCUUUAUCAUUGCCAAUAUGUACAGAAAGAA